GAAUAUAAAUUAAAUACUAAAAAGAGCAACUUUAUUAAAUUUGGUGCAUCAUCAUCAUCAUCAUCAUCAGCAUAUCGCCACUGUACAUAUUUCUCUUUCUCUCUGCCCGUUCCACCCUUUAUAGAAAAGCCAGCGAAACCUUCUUCUCCAAAAACAGUUGCCGAGGAAACGCAGGAAAAAAACAAUUCUGCAGAACUCGGUGACCAAUUUCUCUCUCUUAAAGUCUGAGCCCUCAUCAAUGGCCGAAGAACAUCCAUGUCAGACGCCGGAAGGCCACCGUCUCUGCGUCAACAACUGCGGUUUCUUCGGUAGCUCAGCCACCAUGAAUCUCUGCUCCAAUUGCUACGGCGACCUUUGUCUCAAGAACCAGCAGCAAGCUUCCAUGAAAUCAUCCCUCUCCGCCGCGUCUCCUCCGUCAUCGGAGAUCCUGGAAAUUCAGAUUCCGGCGACGGAGAAACUAAUUCCGGCGACAAUCACGACGGCAAAGGAGGAGGAGCAACCGCCGCCGCAACGGCCUAAUCGGUGCACCGUGUGCAGGAAACGGGUCGGGUUAACCGGGUUUAUGUGCAGGUGUGGGACGACUUUCUGUGGGACCCAUAGGUACCCUGAGGUUCACGGAUGCACGUUUGAUUUUAAAUCGGUGGGGCGCGAAGAGAUCGCUAAGGCUAACCCGUUGGUCAUAGCCGCGAAGCUACGAAAGAUAUGAUCUGAGCCGUUUGCUUGCGUUUACCGUUAAAAACAAUCCACGAUGCUCUAUCUGUGUAUCUCAGCCGUUCAUCACGGUCGUUAUGUUGAAACAUACUUUUGUGUUACGGAAUUAAAGGUUGAGACAGUUUUCAUUUUACCUUUUAAUUAUUUUCCUUUUCUUCCGGGAGAAAUUUUAAGUUUAAUGAUUGUGUGGCUUUUGCUGUAUAAAAUAAAAGAUAAAAAAAAUUCUUUUGGAGAAAAGAAAAUAUAUGAAAUUGUGUUCUCUCUUUUUAACAUUUGUUGGGGAAAUGUUUAAAUAUUGACGACAACAUAA
Molecule: messenger RNA, 1021 nt
Organism: Eruca vesicaria subsp. sativa (arugula)
Lineage: Eukaryota; Viridiplantae; Streptophyta; Magnoliopsida; Brassicales; Brassicaceae
Source: the annotation of a GenBank genome assembly